GGAUCCUCGGCCGCGCGCGCUCUCUCUCUUUCUCGCUCGCUCGCUCCCCCGCCGGGAAGCCAGGGAAGGGAAGCGCCAUGGCGGCGGCCUCCUCUAGCAGCGGGAGCCGUCGCGCGGAUAACGGCUACGGCGCCAGCAGCCAGCAGCCGGCGGGCUCCCGGCGACGGAAAGGGCCUGGCGCGUUGGCGACGGCCUACCUGGUCAUUUACAACGUGGUCAUGACAGCGGGAUGGCUUGUUAUAGCAGUUGGUUUAGUAAGAGCAUAUCUUGCCACAGGUAGCUACCACAACCUUUACUAUGCGGUAGAAAAACCGUUGAAGUUCUUCCAAACUGGAGCUUUGCUUGAGAUUUUGCACUGUGCAAUAGGGAUUGUUCCCUCUUCCGUUGUCUUGACUGCUUUCCAGGUGAUGUCAAGGGUUUUUCUGACAUGGGCCAUAACUCAUAGUGUAAAAGAGGUACAAAGUGAAGAUAGCAUCCUCCUUUUUGUUGUUGCUUGGACAAUUACCGAGAUUAUACGUUAUUCCUUUUAUACCUUCAGUUUACUAAACCACCUUCCAUAUCUCAUCAAAUGGGCCAGGUACACAUUGUUCAUCGUACUGUAUCCAAUGGGAGUGUCAGGUGAAUUGCUCACAAUAUAUGCUGCUCUGCCCUUCGUCAGACAGUCCGGCUUGUAUUCCAUUAGUUUACCUAACAAAUAUAACUUCUCAUUUGAUUAUUAUACAUUCCUGAUCCUGGUUAUGAUGUCCUAUAUUCCACUCUUUCCUCAGCUGUAUUUUCACAUGCUACAUCAGAGAAGAAAAGUACUUUCACCUGCUGAAGAACAGAAGAAAACAGAAUAACUCAUGGUGGUGUUCAGAACUAUGCACAAACCUCAAAACAAGCAAACUUUCAGAAGUCUUAUCAACAAUGCAGCGAAUUAAACCAAGAAGUCAAAAAAGUUUGGUAAAUUACUAAGGAUAUACCUUACAGCACUGAUAACUUUUUCGACAAAAUCAUCCACCCGUGGAGUUGCAUUUUCAGCAUGUCCAUAUAUGGUGACAUUCAAAUAUAUUUAUCGUUAUUUUACCUUUAAUUUAUUUGCUAAAAACUUCCAUUAUAGCCUGUUUAUGUUGAUGGUAUGAGUGAUAAAGUACAGUGCUUAAAUUGGGAUUAUUUUAUUUAAUGCUUGAUUGCAUGUCAGAUCAUGUGCAUUGUUGUAACUAUGUUGCCUGAGAUGCUUUAGCAGUUUGUCUGAACCACAGUGGGCCCACAAAAAGUCCCACAAAAGACUUGGCUUACUCUGUGUGUGUGGAUGAAGGGCGCAGUCCUACAAUAGGCAUUACAAUGCAUUACAAUUACUUCACCAACUGGUUGCAUAAUCUGCACAACUGAAUUUUUUGCAGUGGGGCCUUAAAGUAGUGCAGUGUUGCACAAGACUGUGUGCGCUAAAGGUGCAACAGUUUUAUUACCUCAAACUUGGAUACUCUGUUACUGUUCUUGAAUGAUUUUUCCUUCUUUUUCCUAAACAGAGCCCCAGUUUUAUUGAAGUUCACACACACAAACCAAAUUUGUAACUGACACAGAAAAAGAUCACUUGGGAACUUUUUUAUGGCUUUGAAUUAACUGUUCACAUAUAUUGUGUAUGUUUUGUGAAAUUUUGUAAGCAUAAGCAGAAAUUUAAAGGUUUAAUGAACAGGUUCUGUAAGGAGUCUUUUCCUAAAAUGAGCUUGUUUUGAGAAUGUUUUAACAGCACCAUUAAUUUGUUCCUAAACGCAGUAUUAAUGCUAACAAAUCCUAUUGACUUCAGAGUUUACUCAUUCAAAGAACUGCACUUUUAUAACAGCACCAGACAAGAGAUUGUGCUCUGAAUGUUUUUUGAUUAAAUAAACUUUUUAGA
Molecule: messenger RNA, 1876 nt
Organism: Gekko japonicus
Lineage: Eukaryota; Metazoa; Chordata; Lepidosauria; Squamata; Gekkonidae
Gene: HACD2
Product: 3-hydroxyacyl-CoA dehydratase 2
Exons: 7
Coding region: 78-839 (253 amino acids)
Biological process (GO): very long-chain fatty acid biosynthetic process; sphingolipid biosynthetic process; fatty acid elongation
Cellular component (GO): endoplasmic reticulum membrane
Molecular function (GO): 3-hydroxyacyl-CoA dehydratase activity
Source: RefSeq, a predicted model, not a curated record